AGUCCUACAGCAGCAGAGAAGAGACACAGGAAUAACCAUGCCUGAGCCGGUCCCUGCAGGUAUGCACACACUUUUUGUGGGAACGUAAUUCAUUGUGAUUAUACAGAAGACAGUGGAUGCAGUGAUGCUGAUGCUCUUUUUGCAUGAUUUAGUUGGAGUUUUUAUAUUAGACUCUUCCUAUGAGGACUUUACCCGAAUUGAUGAUUAUAUCAAAUUAUUAUUUUUUGUUUUUUUCUUGAGAAUGAUUGUGCUUUGUGUCUACAGUUGGUUAUAAAUGUUAUGUAGCUGCAUUAGACAUGAUUUUUAAAGGUUAUAGGGGUUAUGAUAUUUGAUAAAGAUACUGUAGCUAUAUAUAUACUGUACUAUACUGUACAUUAUGAGCACGUGGCAGCUGCUGUAAGAUAAGAUAAAAAAGAUGACAAACUCUUGUGAUAAAAGUCUUCAAGUUUAACGUUCAGUUGGCCAGGGUGGGGUGUGGUUUGGGUGAGUGGAGAUGGGGUUGGGGGGUUCGGGAGGUUCAGGGGUUAGCUUAACCCCAUGUGACCCAAAAUAGUUGUUUACUGCAGCUGAAGAAAACACAAAUAUCAGAUGACCUCAUUGCAUACUGUAAUGUAAAUGUGCAAGUGAAGCAGAUUUUAAUCUGCUCUGAGUGCCCAGAAGUACAGUUUGCACACAUCUUGACAUGACGAGAGUCGAGAGUAGAUACUUGUGGAUUUAAAAAAAUUGGCCUUAAUGUGAAAUUUACAUAUCAAACUUAUUCAUAGACAACUUUCUAAUAAGCCAUUAAACUAACAGUAGUUAAGCAAACAUGUUGCCACUCUGCCUCCUUGUUGUCACCUGUCCGUGCAGAAUAUUUGGCUGAUCAUAAAUAAACCCAUAUCCACUUCUGCAGUGACGUCAGUGGGGUCAGUAUGUUAAUGACAUCAGUGCAGACAGCACAAUAUUGUUGGCUUAACUGGCAAUCUGCCAGAGCCAGCUGUGAGACAGUGACUGAAGCAGGUUCAGGGUUGAAUAAUACUGCAGACUUCAUGUGCUCCUCUUCUAUUUGUAAUGCAGGACCCACUAAAGUUUCACACUUGCUAUUGUAAGACUGCAGUAUCGCUUUAAAAGGACAUCUAUCGUGUUGAACUUUUGAGAGUUUCCACUUUGAAGGUUUUGAUUCUUUUGGCAGAAAAGAGAGAUACCCAAUUUUUCUGGUUAUAGUUUUAUGUGUUAUAAAAACUGUAGCUGAUACUUUGAUUUAGUUUUAUCCUGGUUAAAGAAAAGAUUUGCAACACACAUUUAAAAAAAACUGCAGUUAUAGUCUUUUAUAUAUCUACCCUUUUCUCUUCUUUUCUGACUGUUACCAAGUAAAAGAUUUUGCAGCUUCCUUCAAGGCAAAUGAGGAAAACCUUACAUUUACAAUAUUCCUUACUCCUUAAUACAAUAUAAUAAUUUCACAAAUAAAUUCUGAUAAAGUAUUUUUCUUCUUAAAAGCAAUAACUCUUAAAAACCUUGCUGUGGAUGUCUGUAAAAUACAUCUGUCAUUCCUAAACCAGCUUUGAGUGUCAUCAUGUACCUUUCUCAUAAAUACUUGUCAGCUGUCCUUCAACUUCCAGAAGUUGUCUCUGCUCACCUUUGACGCUCACUGGCUCUAAAUCAUCCACCUUCCUGAAACCUUAGAUAAGAGACUGUCAUAGCAGAUGGGUCAGUAGGAUGACUUGAGUUUUUGCAGGACAAGAAGUGGAAGGAGUGUUGAGCCUGUCAAGCCCCUCUAUCUAAUUUCUGCACCCAGCCUGUCAAGAUGGUAGGCGUUAUCGGCUUUGUUGGACUUGUUAGCACAUUACUCCUAAUUCUACUUUAGUCUGCUUGAUUUUUUUCCUCAGCUGUUCUUGUGCUGAUCUUUUAUGAAGAUAUAAGCUACGUCGCAUUUAUUUAUGUUCCGAGAAGGACAACCAGGCGCUACUUUUAAUCGCAGCAGUGGAAUUGAUCUUAUAUGGAUGUGAUUCAUAUUUGCGUACUACACGUCUGCACCACCCGCUGCUGCAAAGCUGUAAAUAUGAGGGUCAGAUAACCUGCCAGUGUUAAAUUAAACUCUACUUGGUGAUUCCAGGCUGUACCCUAUGUUAUAUUUGAAAAAAGAGGAUUUUUAAAUCUCAGUGUCUCACCACAGCAGUAUGAAACCAGUCAGAUUAUAUUCAGCCCAAACUUACAACCUAGCACCACUUAUUUUCCUGAAUCAUGAAUUAUUUCUGCAUUAACACCCAACAUGAGUUCAAACAGUCUGUGCUGCUUCACCAAGCAGCCAGAUCCUGCCCUCAGCUAACAGCUAAAAAUACUCCGCAAUAACCCCUGACCUUUUCCACUUUAAUUUUUUUUUCUCCAUAAGAUCAUAAGGUUUCACACACGCGAGCGUAUCAGGUUUUGCUGUAACCCCUUCUGCAGUCCCAGCCGAGAUAAAUCAUUACGUAAUCCGUCACUUUCAUCCAGAAUGUUCCCUCAUGGUCAGCAGGCCUGAUGAUCCCUCUUGAAUGUGAUGUGGUUCCAAAGCAGUCAAUCAAGCACAUCAUGACAGUUUUUAUACUCAGUGGUUGGAAGUGAUGUUAUAAAUUAUAGCUGGGAUCAUUUUAACCAUUAUGACCAGAGGAAAGACUAUCAAGGCAAGUAGAUACCAAACUGAGGUGGAGUUCUGCAAGGACCUUACUAGUUUUCACGUCCAGGACAAAAAAGUGUCUCCUCAACCUGAGAGCGAAAAAUGUAAAAAUAUGUGAAAUAUCUAGAAAUAAAAUGAUGGGAAGACCCAUAGAUUAAUUGGCAGUGAUGCAAUCUACCUUUAAAACAUCAGGGGUUUUGUAAUAGCAUGGUUACAUGUAAAACUUGAGUGUAAAAAUAUCUUAUAAGGGGGAAAAUAUAUAUAUAUAAAUAUAUUUAUAUAUUUAUAUAUAAGAAAUGAAGGUAAUGUGCUUAACUUAUAUCAGUUAAACUGAAAACCCUCUGAAUUUUUAAAAUCUUACUAAGCAAAAAAUGUGAAAAAAAAGAGAGAGAAUAUGCACAGGGUAGAUGUUUGAACUAAUAAAUUAAAGAACUUAAUUUCACAUAAAUAUUUUUUAACUCAUAACUUCUGACAACUCAUUAAUCAAAUCAGUUUAACACCAAUUCCUGUGACUUGAUCCAAAUGACAUUUAUCCCUAUGUUUGCUUUAACAGAUCCAAUAGGUAUUAAAUGAUAAUGCUGAGAUAUCUUCACUAACUGAAGCUGUCAAGGGUCACUCAAGGGUCCCUUAAGGUUUGAUGAGGCCAGGCCACCCAACACCUUUGUUUAUGUCUGAGUCAUGACAGACAGCCAUAAAUCAAGCCAGUCUAUUUGAAACGUGGAGGUAAACAAACAGUGAGGUGAUGACGUGCAGUACCUUAACUGACCACGAAAAACUGCAAACACCAAACCAUAUUUGAGACGUGCUGUUUCUAAAAAUAAACAGAAGGUAACCGAGGAGACAGAUGUACAGUAAAGAACAGCUGAACGAAUGUCUACGUGAAAUACGACAGACAUUAAAAAGAAGACACAGACAUUCAGCUAUGAUUCAUCCAUCUACAACGACUCAAACAAGUUUGCAAAUAUCUGAAGCCACAGAGAGUCUCUGAGGAGGACAUUUAAACUGAAAGGAACAGCUGUUCAGAAGUUCAUUACCCAGCUUUAUCACAAACUUGUUGAAAACGAUGAAGAUUUUCACCCGGAGGGGGCUGACUUAGCAGAUGCUGAUGCAGAUUUACACUCAGUGCAGGUGUCAAACCCUCUCUCUGGGUGCAGAAAGCACUUAUACCAGUCUAAGAGGGUGUUUGAGUGCCAUUUACAAAAGUUGUCUUAUUGUACAAACAAAAUAACAGGCAGUGAUUCUCUCAGGCUCUUAUAGCUUGGAGACUGAGUUAGAAAUUGUGUGUGCCGCAAUAUUGAGUAAACAAAGUUGUUUCCAAAUGCAGUCGGAGCAAUAAAUAUGAUUCUUAUGAGCAAUCAGCUAUUUGCAGUCAAGUAAACAUAGUAAACUGUUUGAGAAAGCAUUGAGACAUUAUGAGCAUUCCUCCAGAACAAAGCAUCUAAACAAUCAUCAUCACAUUGACGAAUGAAAAGCAUAAUUGCACCUAUUUGAGCUUAAAGCUUGGGACAAAGCUUCAUUGAAUCAUCUUGCAAGUGAGGUCAAGUCUGCCUGACUAUUCAAGGAAACUGUAUUCAGCUUAAGAGAAUGUGGCUCGACUUCAGGAAGGUCACAAGAUACCGUCCCUGGCCUUUUCCAUCUACUGCAGUGACCCUCCUCCCGAGAGACAGUGUCUGAAGGAGUUGGGUAUAUCAUCUGCCUCUAUUUCAGACGGGUAUUUUCCUUUUACCAGAUUUAGGCCUCAACAAUAACGCCCCCAGCUCUCUCCCACACCCCUCAAACUGACCAUCUAUCAUCAACCGAAGCUCCAGUUUAACUAAAAGAAACCGCCCUGUCAAGUGAAGACGGUGUAUUCAAUUUUAUCAGUAUCAGUUUCAAAGAUUCAUGGUAGAGCUUACACAGCUUCAUGGAAACUUCACAGGUGGUCAUUUCAUAAAGUGCAUAAUCUUAUGUAACAGGUAGUAUUUCAGAUUCAGGUUCCCAUGAAAUUUAAUCUUAAGUCUGAAAAGUCUUUCAUUUAACCCUUUUCUGUGAAAUUAAAUAAUCAGCAUCCUGGUAUAAAUCAUCAAGAACUUCUGAUUUAAAUGGGAAAUCAAGAGAGCCAUCACUGAGCUAUGCAUUCAAGUAUUUCUUUUAAGAUUUAACUUAUUUUAUUCAAAAUUAUUAGUUAUUACUUGGGCUGUUGAAUUUGAGGCAGUGACACAAAUUCAUUUAAAUAACACACAAUUACCACAUGCAUGAUAAUGCAUGUGUAUUGCCCUUGGUAUCGCUGAUGCUUACAAACAUACAUCAGUUGUAAAUUUGCAAUCAUCUGUUUGUUGAGAAGUCCUUACUUUAGAUUUACAUCUCCACUUUUGAAUCUCAGAUUCCGCUUCGUAGCCCUGCUAGGUGGUCUUCUCCACAAGACCAAAGUUAAUAGCAUUUACAGUCAGAGUAAAAUGAGCUACCACUGGAGAGGGUACAGCUGAUGCAAGGGAUCCCCUUAUCCUCACCAAAGAUGUCCAAGUGUGGCAUUUAUUUCCCCCCUUAUGUGGUUAAACACAAUAACACUGUGUUAGGCUAUUUGCAAAUGAAGAGGGGACGAUGUAAGUUAAUCUUAUAAGUGCAAAGUCCAACACUAUAUCAUGUUAGUAUUAUAAGUCAUGUGGCAUUCAGGUCAGUAUGCCCAUCUGUUGUUAUUUGUAGGGCUGGGGUUUGCCAUCUUAUGCUUUUAGUAUAUUAUAUUAUCAUAUCAGGAGCCUGGAGACAGUAUUUCUUCAUUUAUUACUGUUGUUAUUAUAGCAGACACAGACUUUGCUCUGAACAGGCAUAUUUGUUCUCUUCCUGGUUGAUAAACCUGAAAAAUAUCUCCUUAGGGUACAUUUACAGAAGAUGAAAAACGUGAAAUGAAUUUGUGAUCAAUUGCAAGUCAGUUAUGGACUGUCAUUUAAUUGAUCGCAUUGAAAGGAUAUAUUAUUACAUAUGAGCAACAUAUUUGUGGACUGUUUGGGACACCUUAUGUUUGGCAUUGUGGUUUACGGUGCCAGACAUGACCAUAUCCUAACAAGAGGGCAAAAAUGACAACAGUGUUAAUUUAAUAGAGUGAAAAUAAGGAUAACAAUUUAAAAAACACACAAAUAUAAAAUCAGUGUGUUUUUUACCCUUUGUUAAGAAAUUUUAUGGGUUUUGAUUGUCUACUGGAGCCAGCCUCUAGUGACCAUUCAAAGAACUGCAGUUUGAAUUUUUUGCAUGUUUUUCUCUGCCUCAUUUUCCCCUUCAGAGGUUGUUUGUGAGUGAUCUGAUUUUCUUGUAUUUGUCCGGUUACAGUAAGUGAUACAUGUCUCUAAUUUUUCCUUUUUCUCUUUCUGUUUUUCAGCGAAACCGGAGGGGGAUGGUAAGUCAGCUGUUCAGCAGCAUUUACCUUUUGACCUUUUCGUGUGCCUUACAUUAUCACACAGUGACUUGAUUAUGGCUCUCACAUUUUCACUUUUCAAUUCAAGUACUUAAGCAUGUCGAGGAAACAUACUCUGAAUUCUGAGGAUGUAGGUGUUACAUAUACAAAAUCUUGAUUUCUGAAUUUCAUACUUUUAUUAAUAAGAAUUACAUUCUUGUAUACCAGCAUGCUAUGUUUGAAGCAUUCUUACCGAGAGUGUUUCAGCUGCAUAUUAUCAGAUUACCAAAUCUGUUUACUCAACUAUUUACGGUGGUGUAAAAACACAGACUCAGAAUGAGAAAUAUCCUUUGGGUGUUUACGAGGCAUAGUUGAGUGUGGUCAUGUUGCACUAGUCUGGAUUUUAUAUUUUACACACUGAUAAAAUCUAUUAGCUCAGCUGUUGUCGCACAUCACAUAUACAUUUGAGCUACUAUGGCAUUACCCUCUAUUUGUAAUUCUAACAAUAGUCCACUAAUUUUAGCCCCAGCAGAGCCCGCAGAGGAGGGUGAGGGACACUGAAUUCCUUUUCUUUUCUCCUAUUUUGUGACUUUGAUGCAGUGCAUUCACAAAGUGUUUGUAUGUGACAUGGAGUGGGUCUGAUUCAAACUAAUCUGUCAGCGUAAUUAUCUGAGUAAUGCAUAACAAGUGGUAUAGCUCUAGAUAAUAAGUAAAGCAAUUAUUGAGCCAAGGAGAUAGGACUAUAAGUGAAUCACAUCAUAUGAGACAACAUAAAGCCGCUGAAGGGGCAUAAUGCAAUUAGUAUGCCACUUUGAUCGAGUGUGUUUGCAUUUCAUGGCUAGCCUAGAGCAUGUUUCACAUGUGUUAACUGAGACCAUAUCUUCAGUGUGUGGAAACAGAUGUAAUUUCUUUAAUGUGUUGUGGCAAUGAAAUGACAGAAAUGAAAGAACUGGUGUCACCUGUGCAUGUAUUGACUGUGGAUCACGGGCUUAUUUCUUCUGUUUUGUUGACAGUGUAAUGGGAAUGAAUGUUUUGAUUUCCCUAAGUUGACUUUGAUUUUCAGCAUGCUGGACCACUGGACUUCAGAGCAUUGAUUCGUUUGUAUAUGCAGCAAGACAAUCUGUUGAUUUUAUUGUUCACCAAGUGACUGCAACUGGAUGGAUUUUUUUCAGCUGUGAACUGAGUGAUCUUUGGGUCUCAUUUUUCCUGCAGGCAUGUAAAACGUAUUAUGUCCGGAGGUGUUCCCUGUCUUUGCAUUUUUUUGGUUGAGAUUUUUUGGGGUUGUUGUGAUUUUGGAAAUUAAAUGUUGUGAUGAUCUGAUUAAUAUCAUGUAACCAUGACCUUUUAAUUGGACAGCUACACCAAAGCCAGUACCAGAUGGUAGGCACCUCUUAGUGUCAGCAAAUAUUUUACUCUUUCUAAUUUGUUUCUCAAGUGUGACCAAAUUUAGAGAAAAAAAAAAUCCACCAAAUGUCGAGUCUCAGGCUAAUUUACAUUCAUUUUUUUUAGAUGCCCCCCCAGCAGUAGAAGGUAAGACAGAAUAAUUUACACGGAGGCUGUGGCUGCACUUUCAAAAUGGUCUUAAAAUUACCCAUUGAGCUUGAAUAAAGGUUUUUGGUCUUCAAAAAGCAUACUCUGAUUCGAAUCAAGUAGCUUAACUAUGAUUUUAUAUUUGAACAGCUGCACCACCGCCAGCACCAGAUGGUAGGCAACUCCCAGUGUCAGCAAAUAUUACAUACUUUCUAGUUUUUCCUUAGUAACAGUGUGACAAAAAAAAUAUAGUAACAGAUAAUAUCAGAACUUGAGCUAAUUAGCAUUCAUUUCCUUAGAUGCACCCCCAGCAGAAGAAGGUAAGACCAAAUAAUGCACAAAGACAUUUUAAAACAUUUCAGAAAAAACAAAAUACUUUAUCUUAUAAUCUGAAUUAAAUUACUUAUAUUACUUUAUAUUUACACAGCUGCACCACCGCCAGCACCAGAUGGUAGGCACCUCCUAGUGUCAGCAAAUAUUACAUACUCCCUAGUUUUUCUUUGUAUCCCUUGGUGUGACCAGAAAUUAAAAAGAGAAAAAUAGAUCAAAACAGAGCUUGUGCUAAUACACAUUUUUUUCAUUAGAUGCACCCCCAGCAGUAGAAGAAGGUAAGAUAGAACACCGUAUAUAGCAGCUUUGGCUGAAAUACAAGACCUUAUAAUCUGAAUUAAAUUAAUUAUCUUUGACUUUAUAUUUGCACAGCUGCACCACCGCCAGCACCAGACGGUAGGCACCUCAUAGUGUCAGCAAAUAUUACAUAUUUAGGAUAAACUUUUUGCUCGGUGAUAUCACAUAUGACAAGAUUUGAAAACAAAAAAAAUACAAAAAAACACCAAAGGUAACACAAGCUAUUUUGCAUUUAUUUUUCUUAGAUGCACCCCCAGCAGUGGAAGGUAAGACAGAACGCUGUUCAUCGAAGUUCUGUUUGCGUUUUUUCAAUAGAUUUUUCUUUUCUUAUUUUUUUUUUUUGCAAGUUUUUAUAAAGAAGUUUGAACAUGGUGAUGUUUGCAAAAAAAUAGAUCUUAUGACCUGAUUUAAAUCACUUCACUGUGACUCUUUAUUUGCACAGCUGCCCCAGAACCAGCACAAGAUGGUAGGCACCUCCUAGUAUCAGUUGAUAUUGCAAACUUUCCCCAAACUUUCCUCCUAAGCUACGUUAACUAUGAGUGAAUCUAGACAAAAAAAAUAAUAAUAAUAAUUCCAGUAAAUAUCAGAGCCCAAAGUAAUAUACAUUCAUUUUCCUUAGUUGCACCCCCAGCAGUAGAAGGUAAGACAGAAUGCUGUUCAUGAAAGUUCUUGUUGCAUUUUUUAAAUAGUUUUUUGAUUUUUUUUAAAAGAAGUUUGGUCAUGGUGAUGUUUGCAAAAAAUACAUCUUAUGACCUGAUUUAAAUCACUUAACUUUGACUCUUUAUUUGCACAGCUGCCCCAGAACCAGCACAAGAUGGUAGGCACCUCCUAGUAUCAGUUAAUAUUGCAUACUUUCCCCAAACUUUCCUCCUAAGCUACGUUAACUAUGAGUGAAUCUAGACAAAAAAAAAUAUAUAUAAUAAUUCCAGUAAAUAUCAGAGCCCAAGCUAAUAAACAUUCAUUUUCCUUAGUUGCACCCCCAGCAGUAGAAGGUAAGACAGAAUGCUGUUCAUGAAAGUUCUGGUUGCGUUUUUUAAAUAGUUUUUUGAUUUUUUUUUUUUUUUAAAGAAGUUUGGUCAUUGUGAUGUUUGCAAAAAAUACAUCUUAUGACCUGAUUUAAAUCACUUAACUUUGACUCUUUAUUUGCACAGCUGCCCCAGAACCAGCACAAGAUGGUAGGCACCUCCUAGUAUCAGUUAAUAUUGCAUACUUUACCCAAACUUUCCUCCUAAGCUAUGUUAACUAUGAGUGAAUCUAGACAAAAAAAAAUAUUUCAGUAAAUAUCAGAGCCCAAGCUAAUAAACAUUCAUUUUCCUUAGUUGCACCCCCAGCAGUAGAAGGUAAGAAAAAAUCUGUACGAGGGUGUUGUGGCGUGAGGUUAAGUGGAGUUGGUCUUUGUGACAUUACAUUUACAUGUUGCAGUUACCUGAAUGCAGUUUCUUAACCAUAAAUUUUAUUUGCACAGCCGAACCACAGCCGGCACAAACCGGUAGGCCUCUUUUAAAGUCAGAGACUAAAGCUCACGUUUUAUAAAGACUGUCUUUUCCUCAGUUUCCUACAGUAUGAUUGAACAUAUAUUGAAUUAUAGCUCUGAGAGUAAGAACCUAAGCUUAUUAACAUUCAUUUCCUUCAGCUCCACCCCCAGCAGAAGGAGGUAAGACAAGAGUCAUGUACAUGGAAGUUGUGGCUCUGUUUCAAAAACUUUUUCGCACUUUUUAAGUUUUUGUGACAUUCCCAAAUUAUAUGCUCUGAUGACCUAAUUUCAAUCACUUAACCCUGACUUUACAUUUGCACAGCUGCACCACCGCCAGCAAAAACUGGUAGGCUUCUUCCAACUUCAUCAAAUAUAACCCACUUUCUCCCAACUUUUUUUCCCCCAGCAUCCUCAAGCAUGACUUCAUAUGCUAUUGAGAUUUUGCAUUGAAACUGUAACUCAAAUUAAUUCACAUUUAUUUUUCUUACAUGCACCCCCUGGCAGAUGGAGGUAAGACAGAAUCCUGUACAUUAAAGUUGUUGAUCUGUUUGUACUCUAACAUAUGUAUACACGUACAAGUGCAUACAUGUUCAAACUGUGUGAAAACUGACCAAUGAGACUUAAGGAUAAUAGAAUAGAAUGAAUCAAGCAUUAAUUAUAAUAUUCAAACAUUGUGGGAACUCACGAAUUACAGUGACUGCUUGAUUCAUUUAUAUCUUGUCCUUUUAAAGUCUUAUUAUUCAGUUUUAGGUGACAGGUGUUACCCUUUGUCUUUUUCUUUUUUUCUUUUCUUUUUGUUAAUACCAGAAAUACAUGAAUGAUUUGCCAAGACAGUUGGAUGAAAAGGGGCGGAGCCACACUCUUCAUAACCACUUUGACCUAUGACGUUUUCAUAAUCCAAAAGAAGCUACAUUCCUGUUUGCAAUAUUAUAAUUAAAAGUUAACACAGCCGAGUGGUAUUAUCUAAAUGUUCUCAACAUCUUUAGUCUGAAAAAGAAGAAGUUGGUCCAAAAUUAUAAUCCUUCAAUACCAGCAAAGGAAAAUGUGUGAAAUUGAAAUACAGAAAAGGUCAAUUGCAGCCUGUGCAACACAGCCCAAAACAUUUGAUUCAACACAAGUCAUGCAUCUGACAAAGCAAAAUGUCAUAGUCAUACUUUGAGGUUUUGGGUCACACAGCUGAACUCUGGCUCCGCCCUUGUUGAUGAUGAAAUAGCAAGGACUGUUGUUAUUUUUCUGCAUUCGACAACCGUACAUUUUAAUGUAUGUUGUAUGUCAUCCAUUUACUGUCUACUACUGUGUCUUAACAAGUCAUUUGAACAGAUAAGGUUUAAAAGUAAAACCUUUCACACUCUAAUCAAACUAUUGUUUCCAAAGCAAAGCUUUCAAUUAAAAAAUAUAUGUCUUCACAUUACUCACUUUUGUAUCUUAAAUAUAUAUAUAUAUAUAUAUAUAUAUAUAUAUAUUUGUAGUAAAAUACAGCCAUAAAGGAAAGUGAAUUAAUUAAAGCGAGAAUAAGUCUUUGUGAAAACUACAACUAUUGUGAGUUGGGCUGAAGACAUGAAAUGAGUCUACACUGGCUAGUAUUGAUCAAAGCGACUUUGUAACCAAAGUAACACUUUGAAAAUUAAAAAGUCAAACUAUCAGACUUCUGAACAAAAUGUCUGGAUUAAAAGUCAUAUGUGGCUGUCUUUUAUCCCUUUUGAUUGAUAAUUUACUUUUCUGUCAACACCUUCUGUGACUGCAGCAAAGACAAUUUGUUUCUCAAAUGUAUAUUUGAAAUCCAGUCUGUGUAAAGUACCUCUAACAUUUUCUAAUUAAUUUGUAAAGACACAAAAGUAACUUCAUGAAUGAAACUUGGGUUUGAUGCAGGGAGUGUGUGGGAUGGUCCGUUUUGAUAAUUGUGUUUUAAAAAUUCAAUUGUUUACUUUGUUUCUUUUCUUUUGGCAUGCUUCACCAUCAGGCAUGUCAUGACACUUCCACCCAUGUUUGCAAGAUGAAAUGUUCCUCCCUGAAAUGUGAUGUUGUAUAGUACUUCUGUUUGAUAUUUGUUCAUUGGGCUUUGAUGCAACUGUUUAGUGUUUCUUCUACAAAAAUGAAAGCUGCUUUUUCAGUUUAGUUUGCUUCCUUGUCUACAGCUGAGUCAGACUUUGAUGGGGAUGGUAAGAAAAAGAGCAAAAAAUCUUAUUAAUAUGUCUGAGGAUCAUCUACUUUUGCUCCUUACAAAAGUAAUAAAUGAGUGUUGGUAUUAUGUGCAAGACCAGACGCCACAUAAUAUACAGUGUAGUGUGUACACUACUUUAAUACUCGAAAUUAUCUUGAUUAUUUCACCUUGGACUGAAGUUACGUCUAAAAUAAUAUGUAUUCAAAUUUUUGGACACCAUUUUAAUUUUGACCAAUCCACAUACCUUAACUUGAGUAUUGAUAAAUCUUGAAUACCCCUACAAUACCAGUGUGCAAGUGUACAAGACUUACAUUACACUCUCUGCAUGCACCAAAAGAUCAUUUCACACAGUAGACUGUUGAUCUGGGGGCUCAUUGUGAACAGUAUCAGAUUGUUGUAUUGACUGGAGUACAAUCCACUGAUGCACUGAGUUGUAUUCAAGGCAGGAUGAGAGUCCGUUACGAAUAUCACAGUAUUGGAACUUUUAUAAUAUCAGUAUACCGGGUGUUUUUUCCUCACUACAGCAUAUACUAUGAGAAAAAAAAUGCUGCUAUAUCUUUAAAAGAGGCUAAAACGUCUCAGAAAUGUGUAGCAGCGUCCCUCAGGCCAAGGAACUUUGUGAUCAAGACCUAACCAAAAGGUCUCAUUUGUCACUUAAGCGAUUUGAACAAUGAGAUUACAAACACAGCUGUGAUUCAUGAGAUACAGUCACAGCAGAACUAUGGCAGCUGUUGCUGAUAACAUACUGUCUUCUGAUAUGAUGGCACUUUUAUUGCCAUUCCCAUUCUUAACAUCAUGCUGUAGCCAAAUAAGAGGCUGCAAGGACAGGUCAAGCCCUGAAGUCAUCCAAGAUGUUACGGACACACAUCAAAAUGCACAGAUUUUGAGUACUGUGUUGUGUCUUGUUCUCUAUGCAGAGCAUAGAGAGCUGUGGGUGGUCAACAAACUGAGGUACUUCUUCCCAGCCACACAGUGCAAUUCAUAAAUCAUCCGUCUGAAAAAUACUGGGGUUGCACCACAACUCAAAUUUAACAAGGGAAUUCAAGAGCCAUGACUCACGUUGCAAAGGCUGCCCCUGUCUGCUGUGGUCUUUCAAGGGCACAGAUCCCAGAGCGAUACAAUGGACAUCCACUCUGUCCAAACUGAUUAGGAGUAGAUUGGAUGGAGAAGGGUUAUGAAAGUGCCAAGACUUCGGGGAGCUGAAGGCAGCUGAUGCCUGCGGUGCCCUUGAAAUGUUCUGUAUGUGCAUUGACAUGUACCUGCUGAGCCUGAGGGUGAACUCUGACUGUAAUAUUAUUUUGCUUUUCCCAUUUGGACACCUGAGUGAGGUCUAACCAAUCUGAAACUGUGUCGGCCAUAAUCCACAUCGGUUGAGAAGAAGUCAGAUUUACCAAGAAGUAAGUAGAAUGGCAGAACUGUCUGUCAUGGCUGCUUCUUGACCAGGAGAAAUGUUCUGUCCAAAGCCCCUCCAUGGGUGACCUGCCUGCGUUGUGCUCCCACAAUAAGGUUGCUAUCUUGGGUUUGCCCUGCUAAUGGCCUGCUCAGCAAAGUUAGGGGUCAAGCAUCUGGGGUGAGCUUAUUAAAUGUUAAUUUUGGUUCCAUGUCUUCUCCAUAAAUUCUUUGGGGAAUGGCGGCUGUGAUGCUAGAGCUAUAUCAAUGCGUCCUCCUGUCCAUUUAACUCUUUCUAACAUUUAUGAGCGCACAGUAAAUCAGAUAUGUUGCAGCUCAAGAAUGCCUUUCACAACAAUGACGGGCAGAUGUCCUAGUUGGAGUUCAGAGAGAGGUCUGUCACAUGUGGAAAGAUAGCUUAUACAUGCACAGUGGCAAAGAAUAAUCUAUUCUUUCUGUCUUAUAAUACUUACACAGUUUAAUUACCAAAGAAGUUUCUGGAUGCUAGAAUCAGCUUGUUAGCUGAUAAGCCAUCAAGUAUUUGGCUUUAUCUGGAAAUAUGACCAAUUGUUCUCUUGGGUUUUUCCUUUUUUUUUCAGUGGAAUUAUAACAACUUAUGAAAUUCACAUCCUUACAAAUAAAUUGUCAACAAUAUCGCACGGUUUGAGCUUCCCCAGACUAAGCUUAGCAUAAGAGGAAAAUGACUGCCAGCUGAACUUAGUCAAUCUGUCAUGUGUUCAUAACAGUGGGAAAACAUUCCCACUGGAAGCAAAAUACUAAUUUGACUCUGUGAAGAGAUUUAAACCGGCUAUCCCUGGCUGAUGGCACGGAAAGCAAGCUACCCUGAUCCAACAAGAGCAGCUGACUAAAGUUCAGAGGGAAACCCGAGGAGAUAAACUUCACUUUGGUUGGGAUUCAUCCUAGUUCAGAUAACAGGCUAUCCAUAUCCGAUUUUAGCCAUGGGAACAGAUUUAUCGAAAGGCUUAACAGGUAUUUAGCUUAGUUUUACAACAACAUAGUUUUGCUGUCAGCAGUACUGGAGAGCAGAGAGGUUUGAGGCAUGAGGGAGAGAACGAGUCCAAAAAGAGGCGUCUAACACAAGUCUAAAUGACUAAUGGUUAACUUUGUGAACUUCAGAAAGAUGUAAGCGUUUGCAGAAAAUUGAGAAGCAUUCCUGAUGUUGUUUUUACUUUAUAUAUAUAGCUUUUGUUUUAAGCCUUGAUUUUUUGAUCUGCCUUUGUUUGAUACCCAGCUCUUGACUCCAGUGUGGAAACUGCACCACAACAGUUUUGCCAUCAGUGCGUCUAUUAGUGGAGUCUCUGUGUGGGAAGAGCUUAUCAUACCAGGGCUGUUUCGAGCCAUACCCAGGGGGGCAUACAGUGUAUGUGGGGGGGGGGAUUAUUACCGCGUGGCCAACUGCACACUGUUUUGGGGCGCUUGCACAAGCAUUGCUAAAUAUUACCAUGAAGUUUCUGCAGAAAUCAAUACUCAAAACAAAAAUAGUUCAUAGAAUGAGUCUAAAAUCACAUGGAUUUCUGCAUGCUCACUCAGUAUGGGGUAAAGUAAUGAGGUUUUUUUAUUACAAACAGUACUGCAGGAUCAGUCCAAAAGAAGUAAUCAAGCUAAUUUUUAAUAAAGAUAAUUAAUCCCUCCCAAGUUUGGUGACUCAAAGCGUAGUAAUCAACACACUUGAUUACUUUCGGUUUUGACUGAUAACAGUCAUGAUCUUACUUCCCUUUGUAAAACCCUGUUUUGAUUGCAUUUUAUGGUGUGCUGUAUUAAUGUAAUAACUCUUACAGAAUAAUCAUUCUGUAUUUCCUUCUGCCUUGUUUUACCCCAUGAGUUACGCUGACUUAUGGUACAGUAUAACAGCAGAUAGUUAUACUUCCAUAUGUUAAACCAGAUAUUUGUUUUUCCUAGCUUUGGGAAAUCCUGAAAUGGAGGGUAAGGGAAACUGGGGGCACAGUGUGUGACUGUGUCUAUUUACAGCAUGCAUGCUAAUGAGAUGUUAAUAAAUGAAGAUGAAUGCAUCCUCUGUUUUGUUGGUUGAUGGUAUUUUUGAGAGAAAGAACUUGCAUCACAUUGUAUAAUUUUUUGAGAUGUUAUUGUGAAUAUUGAGUAUAAACUGUUUUUUGGGUUUUUUUUUGCACCUUGAAUCUUAAGUUUUUUUUUUUUUAUAAAGACAGAAAGUGCUGAUAUGUGGAGGCCAACAGGUGCACAUGCAAGUUGUGUUAUACUUAGCAUCAUCGGAGCUCAUUACCACAGAGUGGACCAUGUGAUUGUUAAUGAUACUUUGUUGAGCGAUUAUGUAUCCCUGAGGCUUUUGCUUGUUUGAUACAUGAAGCAUCCACAUCGCUCUCUUGACCUUGAAUGUAUUCAGAGCAUAUGGAGUGUUUUACUGCUCAGAUGACUCUGUGUUUAGUUAUUUAAAUAGUGUUAUACAUGUUUUAUGCAACAGACACAUUUUUGUUGUUAUACUGCAAGUGUUUAAUAUCUUUAAAACACUGAAGUGCAGUCGUCACAAACACUGUUAUGCAUUUUUUUACCCAUGUUAUUGAAUUACAUGUUUCGGUCCAUUUCUGGAACACAUAUGUCAUUGGCUAGUAAUCACCUAUAUGCUCUCACACAACACAGAAAAAUCUAUCUUUUAUUUCAUGGGGAAAAAAACCCUUUCCAUCCACUAAAAUUUUUUCUUUUUUUUCAUGUUCUUCCCCAAUGACGCACAAGAUCUACAAGCUAGGUCAAUCAAUAAUCAGCCUUAGUAGCUUCUGUUGGAGAAAUCACCAUCAGUACAAGAACUUCUGUAAUUUUUGAUUUUGACAAAAACUUGAGAUAUGCACAAUCUUUUAGCUGUUUUACAAAUCACAAAACAAAAGCACAUUGCUAUUACUUUCCAGUUCUGACAGUUUCAUUAAUUACUCUUUAUUGGGGUAAUGUCAGAGGAAGCAAAUAAAUGCAUGGUUGUUUUUCCUGACAGCAGGUUGUCUGCAGAAUCUUUUUCUCACUCUUUCUUGAUUCCUUUUCCAAGUGCUGGUGGUAAAUUAUUUAGAGUUUCUUCCUUUCGCUAACAUCAGAAUAUUCAUCCAGGCAGAGUUUGCAGAUGUAUUUCAAAGUUUGUCUCUUUCAAAAAAAAAAGUGUCUCAGCAUCUCAUCAUGUUUCUUGCACCCUUGUUUGUUGCCCCCUGUGGUCGCUGACAGUGUCAUGAAAGACUUUAGUGUUUUCCUCUGCUUGUCUCAUUAAUCCUGUCAAAAUUGGAGCUGUAAAUGCAUUUUUCCUUUCCUUUUCAGAGUCUGGGUCGACUGAGCUCACUGGGCUCUUUGUUGAGAAGCCCCCAGAAAAUGUGGUUGCCAUUGCAGGUGAGGAGAAAAAAUAAAUGGAUUAAAAUCUAUCAGCACCCUGGCAACCCCCUUCAUAAUAUGUAAAAUGAUUAAACAGUAUAACAUGUUAAUCAGUGAUUGUUUGUGCAUGGCAGGACAGGAUGUCAUUUUCAUUGCCAAGGUUGACUCAACCACACUGGCAAGAAAACCCACAAUGAAAUGGCUGAAGGGCAAAUGGAUGGACCUGGGCAGCAAGGCUGGAAAACACAUGCAGUUCAAAGAAACUUAUGACAGAAACACGAAGGUGUGUUCAAGAGACAUAGGCACUAUAAUGAAGUGGACGACACCACUAUUAUUUCCCCACCAGACCCGUGGGUUUUUGGAUUUGGCAUUUCAGCUGUUGCUGUUGUUUUUCUUUCUUUUUGAUUUUUAACAUGUUUUGUAAUAAAAUAGGAUAUUCCACAACAUAUUCAAGACAACAUGACAUGAUAGCUGAAUGAAUAUAGCUGAGUAUAUGUAACUGCCUACUGAAGAUAGAAGAAGUAGCACUGGAGUGAAAGUCAGAAGCAGAGCUAUCUUUAUUAAGAGUGACACCUAUUUACUGUAAAUGGCACCAAAAUUCACUAAAUGAACAUGAUGCCUCACUGAGGAGGGUUUAAAAGCAUAAAUGCAAAUCUAAAGCAAUUUUAAAAAAGUGUUAGCUAAUGUAAUCAAUCAUCUAUGAAGUGUGAAUGUUUGUUCAGCUGGUCGUCUGCAGACCUACCUGUUAUCGCAGCCUUUGGGGUUGUCCCCCUGCUGACCAUCAGAAGUAAAUGCAGGCAUGAGCUUCAUUUCAAAUCCUAAGUAUUAUAUCCACUCCCCACGAACAGCAUAUGGUUUAAGUGAGACUAUUAUACAUUCGCAGUUCCCAUCCUGAGAAGUUAUAAACUCCAGUUGUCUUCCCACAGGUCUAUACCUAUGAGAUGAAAAUCAUUAAAGCAGUUGCUGGAGAUGCUGGCGGCUACAGGUGUGAGGUCUCAGCCAAAGACAAGUGUGACAGCUCCACCUUUGAGGUCACUGUGGAGGGUAAGCAAAACCAAACCCUGGUCUUUUAAGACCCACACAGAUUCCAUAAGUGCUGAUGUUCUGAUUCGAUACGGGUCUAAUGCGUAUCCUCCACAACUUCUCCCAUUACAGUUGCACAGCAGGAGAGCCAAGAGGACAUUUUGUCUGCCUUCAAGAGAUCGUAAGUGCUUAUCUAUCAAAGGGAAAUGCAUAUAGGGACUAUUUUUAAUUAACACUGGUGGUACAUGAUGAUAUAGUAAAGUUGAGGUUAUGCAAUGUCAGAAGAUAUGCCUGCUCUUGAUUACAGCACUGUAUAUGUGUUUUCAUACUCACAGGGAUGCUGGAGAGGAUGAGGGAGACCUGGAUUUCAGUGCUCUACUUAAAGCCACAAAGAAGUGAGAAACUUCAGUGUGAUUUUCUUUGCAAAUAAACAAGUUUUAAAAAGUUUAAGCAUUGCUACUCCUUCAUGUUUCUUCUGUUUCAGCGAUAAACCCCUCUGCUUUGUCUGACAGGAGAAAGAAGCCUGAAAAAGAGGAACCAGAAAUUGAUGUGUGGGAAUUGCUGAAGAGUGCCCAUCCCAGCGAGUACGAGAAAAUUGCCUUCAAGUAUGGCAUCACUGAUCUGAGGGGCAUGCUCAAACGUCUGAAGAAGAUGAAGGUGGUCGAGCCCAAGAUCAGCGAGGGUAGGUCGGGUCAGACAAGAUGCAAAGGAAGGGAAAGAAGCAGGGGAGCAUGUGAAAUAUGUUGUAAAGCUAUCAGGUGGUGGGAGCUUACCUCCCAGGGGACGUGGAGGAGGUAGAGACAGCAUUCGGGGAAGUUACUCAGAAGCUGCUCAACAUGAUUCCAGCUGAUUAGUUUUCAGUCUGAAUUUGCCUUUUUUUUACAGCCUUCCUAAAGAGACUUGAAUCCUGUUACUCAGUGGAAAAGGGGAAGAAGAUCGUCCUGAGGUGUGAAGUAGUUGAUGCGGACGUCCAGGUCAAAUGGUUGAAGAAUGGCCAGGAGAUCAAACCCUCAGCCAAGUACAUGUUCAAGAAGCAAAAGCACACACACACACACACACAUACACACACAGACACACACUGGAAUUAUUAUACACUUAGGGUCUAUUUUUCACCAUUAGCCCCAUUCAGGACAUUAGCCUAAUUAGUAAGUAGUCUUGGGCCUUCCUAUCAAGGACUUAAUGGGGAGUGUUUUAAAAAUAUCCCUCUAAAAUUAUCUGAGCUACAGAGUCAUACUCUGAAAUGAAGCUGCCAUCAACACGUUUUAUUUUGGGCCAGUCAUAAGGAGCCUCCUGGGGGGGUGGGGCAAGUCGAUUUGCCAGGGUAUCUCAGACAUCAUGUAAGCCAAUUCUCCUCCAGGUAAAAAAACCCCACACAUCUCUAAGUCCGGAUGGGGGGAAAUCUAUGGCUCAGACAAAAACUGAAAACCACAAACUGGGUCUUCUGCUUAAAAAUCCGGGAUUGUCUGCCAAACUAUUAGACUAAAUAAAAAGAACUGAGUGAAAUGAUGUAUUAAGGACACAUUUGAUGGUUUUUAUUUGGAUUUUCCUGCAAAUAAAUGUUAAGAGCUCAACAUCAAAUACAAUCCUGCACUCUAUUUGACCCACAAUCUGCUUCUUCUACCUGUCACUUUUCAAGGUAUGUUAUGGAGUCUCUCGGGAAUGUCAGAACGCUCACCAUCAACAGGACGUCCCUGGCUGAUGAUGCUGCAUAUGAGUGUGUGGUUGGUGAUGACAAGUGUUUCACAGAGGUGUUUGUCAAAGGUGCGUAAGCUUUAUUUUGACAGUUUAUCACAUUAUGUCAAAUGAUUGAUAGGAAUUUUUGAGCCUUGUGGCGUUAACACCCCUGGAUGCUGUUCUGCCCAGAACCCCCUAUUACCAUUACCAAACUGAUGGAUGACUAUCACGUGGUGGUCGGAGAGAGAGUGGAGUUUGAGAUUGAGGUGUCAGAGGAGGGCGCCCAUGUCAUGUGGUCAGUAUAUCAGCAGUUCAGCGGUAUAGAUUUCUGUGUCACUCAUUUUCAGCAUAAAAAAAUAAAGAGGUGUACAAAAUCCUAUUUAUGUUUAUCUAAAAAAGCCUAUUAUGUCUUUUAAAAUCAUUAGAUUAAUUUUUGUGUUAUUCCUUUUUUGCUGCCACAACAAAGAUACAAAAUUCCACCAAAUUUCAAUCAAAGCUUAGUAACAUUUAGAUUUAGGUGAAGCAGAUGAAAAAAUAUCUUUAAAGUGAGAACUAUUUUUAACAAGUUCUCAGUCACUUUUUGCUUUCAUAAAAGAACAGGAUAGUUUGACACCAAGGAGCACUUGUUUUUGUCUUUUAUAUGCUUUGAAACACAAAUAAAAAAAGAGAAAAACUUAAACUCAGGGGCAGGAAAGAUCCAGUAGGAAAAGCCAGCAGGCAGCAGAUACAGAUCUGGUGCUCAACGACCUUGUGACAGAGUAUGCAAGCUAGCGGGUUUUACGACCAGCAGUUCCUACCAGCGCCAACACUCUGGUACGUGAAAUGUAAGAGAUGACAGGGAUCACGAGAAAAGCAGAAAGGGUGGGGCCUCUCUUAGCGCUCACCUCUGAUGUACUCAGUAGGGUUAAGCAGGGCCACACCUGACAGAAAGCUACCAUAUCACUGUACUCUUGUCAUCAUCCGUCUCCAAGACUGCUAACGUGUUCAUGUCCUGGCUCUUGAAGCUUUGGUUCGCAACUUUGUUGUGAGCUCCCCGUUACACCCUAGCUGCUAAAAAUAGCAAAUUAAAUAUUCAUUAUUGAUACAUUUUAUUUGUUAAAGGACCAUGUGCAGUAUUAAAAAUGCAUUUUGUUAAGAUGUUGAGGUUGAUUCACAUUGGGAGUUGCUUGGGUCACAAUUGAAGGAAACCUCAAUAGAGAAUAAGCUGACAUGUUAUUUCCAAACUGUAGGAAGAACUUUAUUAUAAAUGCUGGGCAGCAACAGGUAUAACACCUGCUAGUAAUAAAUACUUUAUUAUCUGUUCUGGUCCUCCAUUGCAAGAUUCCUUACAAUAAGGAGGUAUGUGUAUCAAUGGUAACAUAGUGACAAAGAGCUCAUUUUAACGUGGGAUUUAAUAUUGAUGACCUACAGAAAGUAGGUUUUCCUGUAUAACUUUUAACAGUCACUGAGUUAAUGAACUAUUUCAUUUACGGUGCAGCUGCGUCAUAUUUCAAAGAGUUUGUUUUUCCAUCAUUUUGUUUACAAGGUUUUUUGAAGAUGUAGAGCUCCACAAAGACAAAGAUACAAAGUUUCGCUUCAAGAAAGAUGGAAAGAAGCACAUGCUGAUCAUCCCCGAGGCCACGCUUGAUGACAUUGGAAUGUACCACGCUUGGACAAACGGUGGUCAUACCAAAGGAGAGCUGGAAGUGGAAGGUACCACUUGAAAUUCUGUCCUUAAUCUGGAUCGUCUUCAAGUGUUUGAAAUUUAAAACUUAAAUUAAUCAGUUUGAUUUAUGUGCUGUUGGUUUGCAGGGAGGAAAAUACUUCUGAAAAAAUUUUAAAGGGUUUAUGGUCUAGGUUAUAAAAGUAUUUAAUCUAGGUUCCUGUCAUUUAAAUAGAUACCUUUCUCCUUUACCUUCAUAAGCACUCUUCCUCUGUGGUAUUUAAUGUCUCUCUCAGAGAAACAACUGGAGGUGCUGCAGGACAUUGCUGACCUGACUGUCAGGGCCACAGAUCAGGCCGUGUUCAAGUGUGAGGUGUCUGAUGACAAGGUGACAGGAAAGUGGUACAAAGAUGGAGUGGAGGUCCUGCCCAGCGAUCGCAUCAAGAUGAGUCACAUCGGAAGGUACGAGAAUUUGUGAAUGAGUUUGAAAAUGUUUGCAGGACGCUUUCAUUAGUGAAGAUCAAACAUACUCUGUAAGUUGUUAUUUCUAAUUCAUGAGGCAGAUGUUUUCCCUACACCGAAUCCUCUCUGCUUGUUUCAGGUUCCAUCGCCUGGUUAUUGAUGAUGUGAAGCCAGAGGAUGCGGGAGACUACACGUUUAUUCCUGAUGGAUACGCUCUGUCACUUUCUGCCAAACUCAACUUCUUGGGUGAGAAAGACAGAAUGAUCACAGGGAUGCUAUCAUUCAUGCAUUAAUCAUGAGCAGCCUGGGUAAUAUUGUCAACUCUCUUCUGUGUCCCGAAACAGAAAUUAAGAUCGACUAUGUCCCAAGACAAGGUAGGUAGCAACAAAUCAGAUCACUUGAGAAAUAAUUAAUAAACCUUCCAUACUUUAAUCCUCACUUUUGCAUAAUCUUUUUCUGUCUUUGCAUAUCUAUCAUUAACUAGAUCCACCAAAGAUCCACCUGGACACCUCUGGAAACAUGGUGUCCCAAAAUACUAUCAUUGUGGUGGCUGGAAACAAACUACGUCUGGAUGUUGAAAUCACUGGAGAGCCGGCACCCACUGUGGUUUGGUCCAAGGGGGAUCAGGUAAGGGUCAUAGAGCACAAUCAAGUAUUAACCAGAGAAGAUGACAAAACUAAGCUCACACAGCAGCCGACUAAAACAGGGAGCAAUGAAAUAGUGUUCAAAACAAACACGUGGUUCAUAAUCUUCAAAAGUCAUUGCAUUCUCUAGUGAGCCUAUCAUGGCUGUAUGGAUCAGUGUUUCCUAUCAGUAAUUACCACCUCCUCUCCCUCUUUUUUUGUUUUUAUUUAAAAACCACUUUGCUGGGAAUAAUGCUUUUCGAAGUUUGGUGAGGACAGAAACCCUGAUUCAGCCCAAGAUAUGCAAGAUUUAAUCGGAUGAAGUUUGUCCGGGGAAGUUUAUAAAAUCCUUUAAAUGUCUGUGGUUUUGUACGUAUGUUUCGAUUUUGUGUCACUUGGAGUUACUGAGUAAAAAGCGCACAAAAGAAACUUGAUUCAACCCAAAAAACUUUCAAAAUUAACUUUGUGCAACUCCGUAACUCCGCCCCCGCGUAGUUGUGUCCUCUUUUAGGAAGUCAGAAUAUGGUCACCCUAGAACAACAGCCAGUGUCCCAAAAUACUAUCAUUGUGGUGGCCGGAAACAAACUACGUCUGGAUGUUGAAAUCACUGGAGAGCCGGCACCCACUGUGGUUUGGUCCAAGGGGGAUCAGGUAAGGGUCAUAGAGCACAAUCAAGUAUUAACCAGAGAAAACUAUGUUUAUAUCAUAGUUUAGUUUAGUAGAUUGCCAGCAUACAGGGAAGUUAUUUAGCUAACAAAAGUCAGUAAUGUCAGCUGUGAGGUGGUUAAAAAUAACAUUGGCUUUUGUUACUGACUUGUUGGUAUCUUCAGAGUUCAAAAAUAUCAUUCCUCUAGGAAAUUUCUUUUUCUGAUAAAUAAAGACAGCAGUUAAUAAUUAUCAAGUUCUGCUACUUUUAAUAUGAGGUGAUAAGUGUUAUGUCACAGAAGCUAAAGCUGAAGACAGAACUACAUAGGUGACUUUGAGGUGAAAUAGGGCAAUGCUAACUUUUACCUAAUAUCUCAAUCACAAAGAAAGCUAAAAGCAUCCAGAUCUGCAGAGUAUUAACAUAAUAUGCAAAAUUACCCAGGAGAAAUGUAGAAUUUGUGUGAUCCACAGACACACAUGGUAAAAGCAUGUUUGAUACAGAUAUUGUUUCUCUGGACAGACUCUUCUGACUGCUUUCGUAGCUCGUAAGAAGGAUCGUGGGAGUGAUCAAAAUACUUCUGUGGUUACCCUGUCUUGGUUCUCAGAACUGCGAUUUCCCUGUUUUCUAGCCUAUUACAGAAGCCGAGGGCCGCGUCAGGGUAGAGAGCAGGAAAGACUUGAGCUGCUUCGUCAUUGAGGGUGCAGAGAGAGAGGAUGAGGGCAACUACACCAUUGUUGUCACCAACCCUGCAGGAGAGGACAAGGCUGUGCUGUUCAUCAAGAUUGUGGGUAAGUGAUAAUCAGCAUUAAGUAAGCAGAUAUUCGUAUUUAUUUUAAUCCUUACCUCUCUAAUGUAUGUUGUGAUCUUUUUCAGAUGUGCCUGACCCUCCUGAGAAUGUCAAAUGCACAGGAGUGGGAGAGGACACUGCCACCAUUAUUUGGGACGCUCCCAAGUUUGACGGUGGAGCACCACUCAAAGGUAUUGGAUGGAGUUUGAGUGAAGCAUUUCAUAUUUGAUAGCGCUGACAUGUGGGAUAUCUCUUUAAUUUAUAAGCUGUGGCUCUUCUCCCUCAGGUUAUCUCAUGGAGAGGAAAAAGAAAGGCUCAUCUAGAUGGACGAAACUCAACUUUGACGUAUACGAUUCCACCACAUACGAGGCUAAGAGGAUGAUUGAAGGUGUCCUGUACGAGAUGAGGGUGUUUGCCGUCAACAGCAUCGGCAUGUCUCAGCCAAGCCUCAGCUCCAAGCCCUUCAUGCCUAUUGGUUCGUAUCACAGCCAGCUUUAUUCCAUCUUUCUUUCUCCCUUUGUGCCUCACCCAUGUGGAGUCACACACUGAUUCUCCUGAGUGUCUCUCUCUGUCACCCUCAGCCCCAACAAGCGAGCCAACACGUUUGUCAGUGCACGAUGUGACAGACACCACAUGCAGCCUGAAGUGGCUUGCCCCAGAGAAGAUCGGAGCUGGAGGCCUGGACGGCUACACUAUUGAAUACUGCAAGGAAGGAGGUGAUAAGAAAAUAAUUCUAACAUUCAUGAGCGAUUUAACAACAUUCUCAUUUGAAAUUACAGCUUUAAGACAUUCAUUUAACAGCUGGCGUUAAUCAGUUCUAGAAAUGGCUGCGUCAGUCAUAAACUUAAUAAGAGAAUUAGUGUAUGAACCCUUUAAUUUACAAUCACAAUGAAUAUGUGUAAUGAAAGUUUAGAAACAUAACAGCUAAUUGAAAUCCUACUCGCUGAGAUUUAUUACAUGUAAUUCUCUUUUAUCGCAGACACUGAGUGGGUGGUGGCAAACCAGGAGCUGUGUGAGAGGCAGGGAUAUGUGGUGCGCAACCUCCCCGUGGGAGAGAAGAUCAACUUUAGGGUGGUGGCAGUAAACAUUGCUGGACGCAGUCCUCCUGCAACGAUGGCUCAGCCCGUCACCAUCAGGGAGAUCAUGGGUGAGUCAUUCCGGCUCACUCAGACAUGAACGGACAACUGGAGCUGUGAACAUAUUUCAUGGAUAUUAUACAGCAUAUUCUCUCAUGGCAUUUCUAGCUGACACUGUUAUGUCAGUGCACGCUGUGGUUUUUAAAUAUAGAUGCUUUUGUUGCAUGAUGCAGUGUAUCUCACUAAGAUUUGUUUUCCUGCUUCAGAGUAUCCCAAGAUCCGCCUCCCCCGUGAGCUGAGAACAAAAUACAUAAGGAAAGUAGGCGAGAAGAUUAACCUGGUCAUCCCCUUCCAGGUUAGAAACAACCUCGAGUGCAGUCUGCGUGAUAUUCUGUAGCGCUUGAUUAUAAAUCAGAGACUAGGACAAGAAACAGCAGCAGGAAAAAAUGAGUUGCACAGGCAGAAAUGUCUAGUCCAUCACAAGAAAACCUAAAUGUUAAAUUAUUUUGAAUUACUGUAGGGGCUGUGAGGAACAUUUUAGUAUUUGAGGAUCAUAGAAAAAAUAUAAACCUUAUAUGUUUAUUAAAGGGAGCUCCACUAAUUUUAUGCAUUCAAAUGUGUUAUUCAAAGAUGUUGGGGAUUUCUGCUGCGUAUGUGAAAACUUGCAUCAAGUCUUGUUAUUUCUGGAUAUUCUACAUUGAUGUUUAAUUUCUUUUUAAAUAUUCAUCAUAAGUUUACAAGUGUAAUCAGCUGAGAAUUAUAUCAAGUAGAAAACCAAAAUUUUAUAUUUUUCAUAUUUUUUUAAUUCCUUGAAGGAGUUCCUUUUCUAAGACUAAAAUUAAGUCUGUGCUAUAGUUUGAAAGCUGUGACACAGUCAUCUACAACUUUUUUAUCUGUUUUGUGAUUUCAGUUGUCAUCGUAUUCUUCUUUAACUAACAUCAUCUUUUUGCCUCACAGGGUAAACCUCGUCCUGUCGCCACCUGGUUCAAGGACGGUCAGCCCCUCGACCCCAAAAUGGUCAAUGUCCGUAACUCCAACAUCGACAGCAUCCUUUUCAUCCGUGCAGCAGAGAGAGAGCACUCUGGAACAUAUGAGUUGGUGUUGAAGAUUGAGAACAUGGAGGACAGAGCCACCAUCAACAUCAGGAUUAUUGGUAAAUUUGCCAGGAUCUCUGCAAUUGGCAACAUAAACUCAGUUUACAGAUCAACAACUGGCAUGAACUUAAAGAGUUGGUCACUUGUCUUGUAUUUAACUAGCAGUGCAAAUACUCUGGUAAGAGUGAAAGCAUAGAUUCUACUUCAUUGUAAACACCAUAGACUGUAAAAAGAAUGGACAGAGUCUGCCUCCUUGCUGGGUGAAGCCACUCCUAAAACAGCACCCUCUGUUGAUGGGCUGCAGUAUAGGUCAUAAAUCUCGCCUCUGCCAGCAUAGUUUAUGGGGCUGUGGACAAAUUUUAAAAAUUCAUUACACAGAACAUAAAGUUUCUCCCCCCUGCUUGUGAUGUUGACAUGUAGUUACAGUAAGACUGGUUUGCGCUCAAGUCCUCUUUUUUCUGUGAAGCUCUGUUUUUAAAAGUUAAAAGGAGGUUCAUGUUUUCUUCGAUUGACACUUGAUACAGCCUAUUGGUGAUCAGGGAUUGCGCAGCUCACCUCGGGAUUACGCUGUUUGAGCCGAGCGUCAUCACAGCGACUCUCGGCGACUCUCCCGCUGAAUGCACACAACGCUACUGUGCAGCGCUGGUUUCAGGAAAUGAAGAAAAAUCCCGGAAACUGAGAGUACAGAUCUUUGUUUGAAGCUCAUACGUGUUUAUUUGUUUUUUUUUAUUGAUUUUGGCGCCCCGUGUGGGCAUUUUUGGGCCCCUAAUCUUUCCAUUGAGCUUUUCAUGUAAAUGUGUAAAAAGAGUUUUUACAGUGUCUUUGCAGUCAAACAUGUCAGCCACUUUAAAAUUAGUAGAAAUAGGACAAAAAUACUCAUGUUUGGUCCUGAUACCUGAAAGCUUGACUUUAUUACAAUAACAGCUUUUUUUUUUUUUUUUUAGUUUGUUUCCUUCCACCUGUGGUACAACAUUUGUUCUCAUUCCUUUCAGAAAAGCCUGGACCUCCUGUGAAUGUGAGAGCGACAGAUGUGUGGGGCUUCAACGCAGCUCUGGAGUGGAAUCCCCCCACAGAUGAUGGUAACUGCGAGAUUACCGGAUACACAAUCCAGAAGGCAGAGAUGAAGACCAAGGUGAGAAAUUCUCCUUAAAUAACCUGCAGCUAAAUAAACUGGAGCAAUGAAAUCCAAACAUUUGGCAUAUCUUUACACUCAGUUUGCUACCUUUGUGAUUUUAAUCUAAUCUCCUCUUUUUUUGUCUUUUUCUCUUACCAGGAAUGGUACACUGUUUACGAGCACAACAGACGGCCAAACUGCACAGUGUCAGACCUGAUCAUGGGCAAUGAGUACAUGUUCCGCGUGUACAGUGAGAACCUCUGCGGCCUGAGCGAAGAGCCACGCCACAGCAAGAAUACGGCCGUCAUUGCCAAGACAGGUAUGCCAGAGUGUUUCAAUGUUGAGUAGAGUACAAUUUGUGUGUGUGUAUGUGUGUGUGUGUAAGAAUUUACAUGAGUCAGAAAUAAGCUGUUUUUCUGCUUUAUGGGUGGUUGACUGACUUUUUUCCCCACCUUCCCACCCUUUCUCUUAGGCCUGGAGUUGAAACAAAAUCCCUACAAGGAGAAGGACGUGUGCUGUGUGCCCAAGUUUACACAGCCUCUGGUUGACAGAUCCGUAGUGGCUGGUUACAGCACCGCCAUCAGCUGCUCUGUCAAGGGCUUCCCUAGGGUAAACAUGCAUGUUGAAGUCGGAUCAUGAUUCAGUGGAAGGGGUUGAUAGUACAGCUGGUCAUAGGGAAAUUUAUGUCUGGAGUUAGCAGUGUGCAUGUAUACACAACUUUGUCAGAAUUAGUUUAAUUGCAUCACUUUUCAAACUUUUACAGCCAAAAAUUAUCUGGAUGAAGAACAAGAUGAUCAUCGGAGGGGAUCCUAAAUACUUGAUGCAGAACAACCAGGGAGUGCUCACUCUCAACAUUCGCAAGCCUAGUACCUUCGAUGGAGGCAAAUACUCCUGCUUAGCCGUCAAUGAGCUGGGCCAGGACGAGGUGGAGUGCAAGCUGGAGAUUAGAAGUAAGCAGUGCGGAACACGGGUGGCAGAGGAGUGAUCGGUCAUUUGCCUACAGACAAUAAUUUGGGGUUUACUGAAACUUGCAUGUCUAAAUGAUGCACAGAGCUGAAUUAUUUAUAUAUGGCCAUAUAAAAUAGAUGACUUAUUUUUACCUAAUUAUGUCAUAACACAUUUGCUGCUAUUGCAUUUGGCCUCAAAAUCAUCAUCUCUCCUUUUUCUCCCACAGUUCCUACAGACCCAGACAAGCAGUGAGAAACCAAACAGCAACGAAUGUGAAAUGAUGUGAACCAAACAGUGAAUGCCAGUAUGUAGAGCACACACUGUCAUGAGUUAAUUCAAUAAAAUUUGCCUUGCCUGCUCAAGAAAA
Messenger RNA from Xyrichtys novacula (pearly razorfish), 27975 nucleotides. The record is from the annotation of a GenBank genome assembly. Lineage: Eukaryota; Metazoa; Chordata; Actinopteri; Labriformes; Labridae.